CUUGCACGUGGUGAAGAUUUUUUAAUAGAGUCCAAAUUUACUGAAAUUUGAAAUAAUCUAUCACCUGCCCUUUCAAUGCAGGUGGGAAAGCUUUGACGGAGGCGAAUGUUAUAAAAGAUUACGAAAUAAAUUCUUCUUAUGCGAUAUUGAAGUACAGGUGACACAGGACCCUGGAAUAUUCCCCGGAAGGCGAAUAAGCGGGAACGUGGAGAAUUAGGAACUACACGCACGUUGUAAGUUUCUUUUUCUUUUUUCAGCCCGCCUAAAGUUUUAGUUUGUUUCAGGUGGCUGUCAAAAGACACCAAUUAAAGUAUUAAAUCAAUGGGAUUUGAGGACAGAAAAUUCUUAGAAGCUGCUCAAGAAAUUGACAACAUAAAGCUGGAUGGAUAUGAGUUCUUUACAGAGUCUGUUAAGGAAUCUGUGGAGUGUAAAAUCUAUAGAAAACAUGUAGAGACUUCAGGGUUAUACGAGUAUAAAAUAAUGGGAUCACUGGAAGAUGUUGGUCCUGAUGUGUGUAAGCAAGUUUAUAUGGACUUAGAAUACAGAAAGAAAUGGGACGAGUAUGUUAAGGAACUUUAUGAAUGUGAUGAUGAAGGAGUCCAAAGUAUUUAUUGGAAUGUAAACUAUCCUUGGCCUAUGUCAAACAGAGAUUACAUAUACAAAAGAGCUUUGCGUGAACUGGAGGUAAAUGGCAUUCCGACUGUAGUUGUGUUAGCUGAGAGCAAUACAGCUUGCCACUUGCUCUUUCUGAAAAGGCUGAAAACCAUCAUGUUCCUUUCAACACUCUCACUCCACUCUUUUUUUAUUUCAGCAUUUAUGCAUUGUUUUGAUAACCCAGGCGGUCUUAUACCAACAUGGCUCAUCAAUUGGGCUACAAAGACUGGAGUGCCAUCAUUCAUGAACUCAAUGAGAAGUGCCUGUUUAGGUUAUGAAGAAUAUAUAUCAUCAAAGACGACAUAACUACAGUGUAAAAAGCUUUAAAGAACAGACAACAUUUUUAAAAAUUUAGUUAAUGGUUUGAACACAGUGCUAAGAAUCAGUGGUUUGCCUGGUGUGAUCACCCAGGUAAAUAAUAAGGUCCUGAAAAGGAUUGUUGCUGGUACAUGUAUUUGACACUACUAGCUACUGGAAAACCUGCCUCUGAAGCUCAGGAGAUUGAAACGUCGUUCACUGGCAAACAUCAACAACAUUUCUUUUCAGGACUAACCUCUGUACUUGGGCAAUCACACUCCACAAACUAAUAUUCCAAAUUAUAAAUAUUUACAACACAGUAUGCAGGUACACAAUUAUUUUAAUAUUCUGAUUGCUCUGUUUGACUUUCUGGGUGGAAGACGUGUUCUCUAUAAUAAAGUACAGUGGAGCCCUGUUAAUCUGGUCACCAACAGACCACAAAAAUAUGGCUGUAUUAACACGGUGGCUGUAUUAAUGGGGCUAUUUGAAUAAGAAAAUCACUGACUGAGCUUUUGUUUCUGCCAGAAUAAGGAGGCAGUAUUAAUGGGGUGGCUGCAUAAUUUAAUGGGUGGCCUUAAGACAGAGUUCUACUGUAUACGGACUUCACAUAACUAGAAAUCUUUAGGGUUGUUUCAACAGUAUGAGGAAACUGCAUUACAGCUUCCUCCCCAGACAAACACAGUCUCUUUGGGAGCAUGUGACUCAAGGAGAAUGCUGAAAUUCACGAUACAGUGUAUUUACAAACAUUGUCAACUAAUGUUUACAAUCUGCCGCAAGUGUUUUAUUUCUGAUAUCAUACAUGUAAUUCAUAUUUACAUGAGCCUUAUUUCAGCCUUAUUUGUAUAAUUUUACAAGACAAAGUCAUCAACUGAUUUUCAUUGUCCACAUCAAUAAUUCCAAGCAAGAGCGGGCCAGCUGAGGUAAAAACACUGUUAAGAGAUUGCCUGUUCCAUGACAGGACUACAAAUGUAAUAACAGAAUUACAGUUGGUGUAAAUAUCAAUAUUUAUGUGGCUAGUAAAUUAUGAAGAUGAUAAGUACAAAACGUAUGCCAAGAAAAUAAAUUUGGUGUUUCAGAUUCUA
Orbicella faveolata is the source of this 2033-nucleotide messenger RNA. RefSeq names its product phosphatidylcholine transfer protein-like. Gene Ontology annotation, molecular function: phosphatidylcholine binding; phosphatidylcholine intramembrane carrier activity. The record is from RefSeq and is a predicted model, not a curated record. Lineage: Eukaryota; Metazoa; Cnidaria; Anthozoa; Scleractinia; Merulinidae.